Molecule: messenger RNA, 198 nt
Organism: Dentiscutata heterogama
Lineage: Eukaryota; Fungi; Glomeromycota; Glomeromycetes; Diversisporales; Gigasporaceae
Source: the annotation of a GenBank genome assembly
AUGUGUGAAUCAUUAAACGAUGAUAAAUGGGGUAGCAAAGAAGAUGGAUCAGGAACAGUUGCUUAUGUUUUAAUGGAAAAUAAAAUUGAGACGUAUCAAGUUAAUUUUAUUUGGAAAGAACAUGUAUAUAAAAAACAUCAUUAUUCUUUGUUAUGUGGUUUAAUGACUUGUUCAUUUAAAAAUUUUAUUUCUGAAUAA